AUGGAACGUCCGCCCACCUAUUUUACAAACGGGAAUCCUUUUGUGGGCCUAUUCGAUCCGAAGUGUGUUGUCAUCCAGGGUGAUUGUCCCAAUGAGAAUGUGACAUUUUGGCUAUAUACCAAUGAAACUCAAAAUACUCCCCUUAAAUUGGAUCCAUUAAAUCUAUCAGCGGACCUCUUUAAGCCUGCCAAACCUCUGUACAUAAUUUUACAUGGUUAUACCGGAGAUCGUGAUUUCUCACCGAAUACCUAUAUACGUCCAGCUCUGUUAGAAACUCAAGAUGUCUAUGUGAUUUCGGUGGAUUAUGGUCCUCUCGUGCCCUACCCCUGCUAUUUUGCAGCAGUACAAAAUCUACCGCUGGCCAGUAAAUGUUUGGGUCAUCUAAUCAACACCAUGGUCGAUCAGAAUAUUGUGGAAAAUGACAGCAUCCAUAUUAUUGGUUUUAGUUUGGGGGCUCAGGUGGCAGGGCAAACGGCAAAUUAUCUCAAGAGGCGGUUGAAAAAGAUAACGGGUUUGGACCCCGCCAAGCCCAUGUUUGUUACAGUGGGUUCCGAUCGCAAGCUGGAUGCCACAGAUGCCGAAUUUGUCGAUGUCAUACACACCGAUGUAUUGGGUCGUGGCAUGCUAAGAUCUAUGGGUCAUGUGGAUUUUUAUCCAAAUAUUGGUCCCUAUCAGCCGGGCUGUCAAAUGGAUAAUAUGGAGGAUCCCGGUAGCUGUAAUCAUGAUCGUGCCCCUCAAUACUAUGCUGAAUCAAUACGCAACCCAGAGGGAUUUUGGGCCUAUGCCUGUCCCAGUUGGCUGCACAAUGUCUUUGGCCUCUGCAAUCCCUAUUCGAAUGAUGAAAUUAUGGGUCAUCGGGUCAAGAGGAGUGCCUCCGGUUCCUAUUUCCUGAAAACGCACGACAAAUCACCAUUUGCCAUGGGCAAACUGGUAUCGCAAAAUGGCCGACGUCAGCCCAUGCUCUACGAUUACAAGGAUAUUUACGAUGAAGAUUUCGAGCCUCAGCUACGUAAGGCAUUCGUUGAUUGGACCGAUUAUGAUUUUGUAGAAUUUCGAAAAAUGACACAUUUCGAUGAGCGGCACAGUAGCAGUAGUAGUUCGGCAAAAUACUGA
Molecule: messenger RNA, 1113 nt
Organism: Musca vetustissima
Lineage: Eukaryota; Metazoa; Arthropoda; Insecta; Diptera; Muscidae
Product: pancreatic triacylglycerol lipase-like
Exons: 6
Coding region: 1-1113 (370 amino acids)
Biological process (GO): lipid metabolic process
Molecular function (GO): lipase activity
Source: RefSeq, a predicted model, not a curated record